This is a messenger RNA of Rotaria sordida, 2379 nucleotides long. Lineage: Eukaryota; Metazoa; Rotifera; Eurotatoria; Philodinida; Philodinidae. The record is from the annotation of a GenBank genome assembly.
AUGGAUUUAAAUGUGCCCAAUGGCAAUGUACAUUAUCGUGGACUGCAUCAUCAGCAUGAUGAAGUACGUCUGAUUGACUAUGCACGUUUAUGUGAACAUUUAUCUUCGCGUAAAAUAAUUCUUCUUCAAUUAUUUCGCACUAUUCUACGUCGUCUAAAUCAACGAUAUUUACCUUUGAAAGAAGAAGAAACAACACGAAGUACAUCACCUGAAUUUACUUAUAUAGAAGAUGUUCUUCUUCCAUCAUUAUUAUUAUUUCUCACACGAAAUUUUGAAUGGGAAUUACCAAAUCUUGUUCAACAUUUAGUAAAAAUUUAUCCGGAUAAUGAUAUUGUUACUGAAUAUUCUCAAAGUAUUGCUAAACUAGCACAGGCAACCUUAGUUGAUAUAAUUGAUUUAUUUCAUGAUUUAUCAAAAUUUAUUCAAAAACGUGGUGAAUCAAAUUUUACCAAUAAUGAAAAUCAACUAGGUCAUCAAUCAGAUAAAAUUUAUUAUACUAUUAAAGGAUGGAGCCUUGUUGGUCUGUUUCUACGUCGUCAUAUUUGUUCAUUUGAAAUGUUAUCAACACCAAACUUAGAACAACUUGUUAAUGAUGUUAGUCGAUAUGUUGAUUCAUAUCUUCGAUCAUCAAUAUUUAAAUGUCCAUUACCACCAAAAGAUGAUAGAAUGAUUACUGAAUCUGAAUUAACAAAUGAAAUUAAAAAAAAUAUUUCAAUUAAAGAAUUACGAAUUCAAACGAAACAAUACUCAUCAUUAGAAAUGACAAUACCUGUGUCGAUUAAACAAGCUGAAUAUAUGUUAACAAAACUUGCCUUACGUUUGGAUGCUGGAAUAUUAGUUGAUGAUUAUGAAUUAGAAAUUCUUCGAUCAAUUGAAAAAAUUUAUCCACAAUUAGCUGAAGUUCCAUUUGUUCAUUAUCUUCAAGCACGUUCAAAAAAUAAUUAUUCUCAAGCUAAUUAUUAUUUACAUCAUUAUUUUGAUAAACAAAAUGGUUUUCAAUUAACAUCGGAUAUUGGUGCAUUACAUAUGUCAACACUCUUAUCACAUUAUAAUUUCAAGAUUGAUGCGAAAAAUGCACUUAAUGAUGGAAUGUCAAUGUCUUUAUUACGAUCAGAAAAAGAUAUAAUGCCAUUAUGUGUAGAUCAAUUAAUUGCUUCAACAUUAAGUGCUUCACAAAAAGUUGAUAAUCUUUUAUUACUCGAUAAUCGAUAUCUCAAACAACUUGAUAAUCCAUCCGUUGGAUUAUUAACUACGGAUGAUUGUGUAUGUGUCGAAAGUUGGCCAUCAGUACAAUUAAUGAGUCGAGGAAAUCUUCCAGCUGUAUUACAACGAAUUGAUAUUGAUUUUGAACGAACUGAUGUUAAAUCACGUUUUAAUUGGAUUAAUCGUGCUGCUAUACAUUAUUUAAAUAAAACAGCUUUUUGGAAUUUAGCACAAUACAAUGAUUUUGUUUUACUUUAUUCUUCAAUGGUUCUUGAUAAUAGUGAACAUUUACAUCUUCGUCAUACAGAUUAUUAUGCUUUAGCAUGCUCAUAUCUAUCAAUGGCUAUACUAAAUCAAGGACAAUAUAAUCUUGCUAGUCAAAUGUUAAAUAAAAGUAUUGAUUUAGUACAAUUAUCAACAAAUGCACAUAAUUUAAUUGAUAUGGCUCGAGCAGAUGUUCAAUUUAUACUUCAAUGUCGACGAAACGAAUGGGAUAGAGCAUUAAUUACAGCUAAAACAUUUUCAAAUUAUUCACAAAUUGAAUAUGAAAUACGUCGAGCAAUAUGUUUACAUAAUUUAAAUGAACUUGAUGAUAGUCAACGAGAUCCAAUAGAAUUACAAAAAUUAUUAAAUCAAGAAAAAGUAUCUGAUGUUAUAUCAAGAAUAAAACUUUUAUUAUUAUUAACUGACAAUUGUGCAAAAAAAAAUGAUCUUGUACCAAGUCUUGGAUUUCUUGAAGAAUGUAAACAAUUAUGUAUUAAAUAUAAUCUUCAACAUUACUUAAUUCUUUGUCGUUUAUAUGAAGUACAAUUAAAUAAAUCAAAUUUCACAACAUCACAAGAAUCUAUACGAAUACUUAAUUAUUGUCUUACUGAACUUUUAAAAUAUGGUGAUCGAUAUAAUGUUGGUCGAUGUGCAUUAUUACUUGGUCGAUUGUAUCUAUUAGAAAUGGCUGAAGAUCGAGCAUAUCCUAAUUAUCUAUCUGAAGCGGAACAUUUGCUGCUUAUGGCCAAAGAUAUAUUUACUUGUUUUCAUGAAACUCUUUAUUUAAAAUUAACUUAUCUUUAUCUAGUAUUUACAUAUCAUGAUUCGACACAAGUCGAAAAACGAAAACAAAUGGCUAAAUUAUACAAGCAAAUAGAUAUUAAAUUAGACAUUAAACCUAUUGUAAUUUAA